Messenger RNA from Vanessa atalanta (red admiral), 983 nucleotides. Its product is annotated as outer dense fiber protein 3-B-like. Lineage: Eukaryota; Metazoa; Arthropoda; Insecta; Lepidoptera; Nymphalidae. The record is from RefSeq and is a predicted model, not a curated record. The transcript has 5 exons. Bases 61 to 855 code for a protein of 264 amino acids.
CUCAGGAACUUUUCUAGGCAACUUUAUCUAAUUUUUUAUCGAUUUGGAUAAUAUUUAGCCAUGCCAUGGGGUUGGGAGUGUAGAGCUAAACUGGUAAAACAAGUUCCAGCGAAGCCAACUAAAUCUCGUCGUCCAGUUUCAUGUGCUCAACAAUGUCCAGGGCCAAAUCACUAUGAAGCUCCAGAAAUAUUUUGUGGUAAAGGAUAUUCACUUAUAAAGCGGGCUCCUGCAUUUACGUUCGGACAUCUCACACCGUUAUCUCAUAGUAAGCCGACAGUUUUAAAAUCUGCGCCUCUGCUGGACACAAGUGGCUUCGGACGAAAAGGUAAUUACAAAAUCAAACAUGGUGUUGUCUCACCUCGACUCGAUCCUCCACAAGAGAAAAUGAAAGGGCCAGGACCUGGGACAUACGAACCUCGUAAUGAGAUAGUGUAUAAACGACCUCCAGCGUAUACCAUGCGUCCUGCAGCGAAUCCGCCCUAUGAACCUUGGGACCAGUGGACUCCAUCGCCAAACAUGUAUUGGCCUCGGAUGCCAGGAAAAAAGAGUUUUCCAGCAUAUACAUUUGGCAGUACAGUAAAAAAACCGAGUUUUCAAAUAAAUCCAAGCCCAGGUGACCAUGAGCCUAAAUUCGAAUAUAUUCAGAAAAGUAAACCAGCAUAUUCAUUUGGAGCACCCUAUAAAGCGUUAAAGCCUGCUAAAGUUCCACCUCCGAACACCUAUUGCGAGAAAAAGUUCAUGUAUCCAAAAAGAACGAUUCCAGCUCCAUCAUUUGGUAUUCGUCAUACACGGUAUCUUGGCAAGCAGCAAGAAUAUCUUAAGCCAUCUAAACUGGACCUUGCCAUUUCCGGAUAAAUUUGAUAAUACUGGUUAAGUUUUUAUUAUUGAAUAAACUCUUGAAUAUGCUAAACCUUUUAGAAUAGUUUAUUAAAGAAGAGAAACAGGCACAUUUCCAUGUCGUUCAUAAAUUGUAUUCUAUUUGA